AUCUGGUAAUAAUCUGCUGCGAAAUUCUGGCCGUCCUUUUCCUAAUUAUACGCAUAUUUUAACGCCAGCUAGCUAGCAAACCUACUACCGUGGACUUGACUUUUGAUUCAGGUCGAUACAAAGGAUCAACCAGAAGCAAACUGCGAGCAAAUUCCUUGAGCUUGCAUUGAUUUGCUAAAGUUCUUCGAAGACGACGAGGGAGAACCCAUUAUACAUCUCUGUGUUACAGGGAAACUUCAUGAAGUCGACAAAGCAGCAGUCUUCCAAUCCAUUUGGCCAUUUUAUUGGUUCAAUUACCUAUGCAACUGAAAACUUCAUGAAGUCGGCAAAGCAGCAGUCUUCCGCUCUAUUUGGCCAUUUUACUGGUUCAACUAACUAUGCUGCUGAAAAUGUCGUGAAGUCAAAAAACCAUAUGUAUUCCAAUCAGUUUGGCCAUUUUACUGGUUCAAAUAGCCACGGAACUGGAAACUUCAUGAAGUCGACAAAGCAACAGUCUUCCAAUCCAUUUGGCCAUUUUAUUGGUUCAAUUACCUAUGCAGCUACUAACUGGGAUUGUUCAUUCAGGGAAACUUCAUGAAGUCGACAAAGCAGCUGUUUUCCAAUCAAUAUGGUCAUUUUACUUCUAAAAAAAAAAAAAAUCGGCAUGCUACUGUAAUUUUUGAUUUUGGUAGUAAAUUUGUUUCGAACAAGUGACAUAAAUGUAUCCGAGAGCUAGUUAUGGAAUGUCGUAUUCAAUUUGGAUUCUUGAAUCAUGUUUAUUUAAUAGACUAGUUCCCCAACAGAUGUGUUGAAGGUGAAAUAACAAAUGUUGUUUUAAUAGUACGGUACUUUUUGACUUGGGGCACAUUUUAUUGCUACUGAUUACGGAUCCAA
This is a messenger RNA of Juglans regia (Persian walnut), 873 nucleotides long. RefSeq lists its product as uncharacterized. The transcript is spliced from 6 exons. The coding region runs from base 239 to 577 and encodes 112 amino acids. The record is from RefSeq and is a predicted model, not a curated record. Lineage: Eukaryota; Viridiplantae; Streptophyta; Magnoliopsida; Fagales; Juglandaceae.